Rotaria sordida is the source of this 459-nucleotide messenger RNA. Lineage: Eukaryota; Metazoa; Rotifera; Eurotatoria; Philodinida; Philodinidae. The record is from the annotation of a GenBank genome assembly.
AUGAUUCGUAGUGAUUUAUUACAUUUUUGUUUAAUAUUUCUUGUUUUUAUGUUUGGUUUUAUACAAGCAUUGCAUGUUUUAUUUGUUCGAAUUGAUUGCGAUAAUGAUUUUGCUCCUGUUAUUGAAACAUUUUUUCAUAUCUUUUAUGUGACACUUCAACAAGUUACCGGUGCUUAUGAAAAUCUUCAUCGACAUUCAAUAUUUGCUAUUCAAAUCAUUGGAAAAUCUGAAGAACGUACUGGCAUUGAAACUAUGCGUGCACUUUAUUAUAAACAAUUACGACGACAUUUAGAACCAGAAAUGACAUCCAUACAGUCGAAAGCAAAAUCAAUUGCUGUUAAUUCACAACAUAGUUCUUCCGUUCAUGAAGUUAUAGGAGUUAAAAAUAAACAAGAUUCAUUUCGAAAUCAACGAGUACGUGAUAGUUUCAAUUCAUUUGAUACUACUACACCUAUAUAA